AUGGUCAACUCGUGUUGUGGCUCUGUCUGUUCUGAGCAGAGCUGUGGCCAAGGUUGCUGCCAACCCAGCUGCUGCCAGACCACCUGCUACAGGACUACCUGCUGCCAACCCAGGUGCUGUGUGUCCAGCUGCUUCAGGCCCUGCUGCCAGUCUGUGUGCUGCCAGCCUUCCUGCCGUCCCAGCUGAUGCCAGACCACCUGCUGCAGGACCACCUGCUGUCGCCCCAGCUGCUGCAUUUCUAGCUGCUGCAGGCCUUGCUUUUGCCAACCAAGCUGCUGCUGCCCCAGCUGUUGUGUGUCCAGCUGCUGUAGGCCCCAGUGCUGCGUCUCCUGCUGCUGCCAUCCCAUCUGCUGCCAGACCACCUGCUGCCAUCCCAGCUGCUGUGUGUCCAGCUGCUGCAGGCCCUCCUGCCAGUCUGUGUGCUGCCAGCCCUGCAGCCACCCCACCUGCUGCAGUGGUUCUUGCUGCUGA
Castor canadensis (American beaver) is the source of this 471-nucleotide messenger RNA. The record is from RefSeq and is a predicted model, not a curated record. NCBI's taxonomy places the organism in Eukaryota, Metazoa, Chordata, Mammalia, Rodentia, Castoridae.